AUGGAGGAGGUGAGCUUCAAGAAGAAGAAGAAGCGUGGCACUGCGAAGCGUCAACGUUCUCGUCGUUUUCUAGACAAUGAAACAGACGUGUCGGCAUUUGAUGAUAAUGAUACAGUAGACGUAGAGCAGAUUCAGCGCAAUAUUAAGGAGCUACGAGAAGAUCAGCGACUGCGGGAACAAGCACUAAAAAAAGAAUUGACCAAUCAGAAGGCAGAGGUUUCACAGCCGACCAAUCAGUAUGGUUUACAUGACCCCAAGAAGGACGGAUCUACCAAUCAAAAGCUUUUAACAUUAUUAAAUGGACAAUUUACCGGACAGAGUGUUACGACGGACAAGGAUCAACAUGAAGAGCUUAUGAACAAGUUUAUUGAAGAGAGAUUGCAAAAAAAGAGAAAGUUAAAGACAUUGGAGGAGGAAAACAAUGUGGAAAAUGUUGCUCAAGCUUUGAAGAAUGCUGAGGAUAAAUUGUUUGAGCUGCCAGAUCACUUGAAACCUGAUGUGUCGAGUGGUAUUAAAAGUUAUGAAGACGGAACAGAUGGUGGGAUGCUCAUGGGAAGUGCGGGUAUUGCAGAAGUGGAACUACCAACGUCGUAUACGGAAAAGACGGAAAAGGCGACGCGAAAAGCACUGGAGACUGGUAAAGUAGGAGGGGUGAAGCUAGAUGCGGUGGGAGGGCUCGCAAGCUCGGGGCUGCCGGCCAACUUUAGUGUCGACUUUAAUCGACACCGGACAGAUUACGUUGCGGAGAUGAAGAGUCUGAAUAAAGAUGAACGACGUGAGCGGGGAUUUCACCAAGUCGGCAAGAAUCAAGCAAGCGAUGAUCGCGCCGUAUCGCGGUUUCGGAAAUUCGAGAGCCGUCAGAUGCGACGAUAG
This is a messenger RNA of Peronospora farinosa, 873 nucleotides long. NCBI's taxonomy places the organism in Eukaryota, Oomycota, Peronosporomycetes, Peronosporales, Peronosporaceae. The record is from the annotation of a GenBank genome assembly.